Messenger RNA from Mya arenaria, 1485 nucleotides. RefSeq lists its product as uncharacterized. NCBI's taxonomy places the organism in Eukaryota, Metazoa, Mollusca, Bivalvia, Myida, Myidae. The transcript has 5 exons. The record is from RefSeq and is a predicted model, not a curated record. Bases 122 to 1333 code for a protein of 403 amino acids.
GCGGGAUCACAUGCUGUUAUGGAGACGUUUACACUGUUUCAAAAUGGCGGACCAAAGCUGUCAAAAAUAAAUUUCCAUUAAAAAUGUUACAUUAUUAUAAAUUGUGAAUGCAAAACUUGCUAUGUUGACAGCCAACAUGCCAACGAUAGAGGAAAGGGAAAACCUCAUGAAACCCCAGGACGUCCACCAUCCUGGAUUUCACCCUCGUCCCAUACAACGGCUGGCCGUAAGGAAACCACCAAAGACCAUGCUCAACAUUGAAUGUAACCAUUAUCUUCGUUCAAACACUGAAACGUUUGCACAUGGUCAUCCAACUGUUGAGUAUAAACUAUGGCUGGAGGCUGGGAAGCAUGAUGCUCCUUUUCCUCAGAGGCCAGAUGAAAGUUUUAAUGCAAAUGUCUGGAGAAACUUUCGAAGGCAGUAUGGUUUCCAUACAAGUGCUGGCGGCAAAAUGUCAGACAUUAUAGCAGCAAUGUAUCCGCUUAAUAUUCCCUCCCCCUCUAAAGUAGGUCAACAAACAUUUGAAAAGUACAUCAGAGAAACCAGACUGUUCAAUGAUGAUAAAUUCAAGUCAAUGGCAAUGUCAAGAACUAAGGCAGACUUAGAGGAGUUCAGAAAACUGAGGAUCAAAAGUAUGAGUAGGAAUCCCCCAAUAGAUGAACAAGGUCAUAUUCUACCACCUGAGAAUUUCAAGAAGUAUGAACCCCACUUGAUAAAGCCUGUUGAGCGCCCGCCCACUCCUCCACCCCCAAACCAGAAGACGGACUCUCUUGGUCAGCGAUACGUACCAAAGUCCCGACCCCACCUGUGGAAGCUGUCAUACAAGAUUAACAACCCAGAGUAUGACUCUGUUAAGAAGGAGAUCAGAAAGAGAAAGGAGCUUGAAGGCCGGAUGAAGGAGAGAGAGCGCCAGAGUCCUGGUCACCAGAUUGGCCAGAUAGCCCCCUCCCCUGUCAACCCUCCAGCCUCUGUCACUUGGAUCAAAAGUAUGAGUAGGAAUCCCCCAAUAGAUGAACAAGGUCAUAUUCUACCACCUGAGAAUUUCAAGAAGUAUGAACCCCACUUGAUAAAGCCUGUUGAGCGCCCGCCCACUCCUCCACCCCCAAACCAGAAGACGGACUCUCUUGGUCAGCGAUACGUACCAAAGUCCCGACCCCACCUGUGGAAGCUGUCAUACAAGAUUAACAACCCAGAGUAUGACUCUGUUAAGAAGGAGAUCAGAAAGAGAAAGGAGCUUGAAGGCCGGAUGAAGGAGAGAGAGCGCCAGAGUCCUGGUCACCAGAUUGGCCAGAUAGCCCCCUCCCCUGUCAACCCUCCAGCCUCUGUCACUUGAAUAGAAUACUUGAUAAUGAUAUAAUAUGUGGUCUGUGGUUCUUAUCAUGACUGUGUGAAGUGGUUUAACAUACCUAAGGAAGUGAUAUGAUUUUACUAAAACAGACCCUGUUGACAACUUUCAGUAUUUGCCAUGACAGUAAAUAGUAUGAA